CUAUCUCUCCAUGCAGGAGGGGGAGUAUAUAGAGGAACACAGGGGUCUGUACAAGGACGUGAUGAUGGAGAAUCACCGGCCCCUCACAUCAUUGGUUGGGCCCAGUAACAGAGAUACCCCAGAGAGAUGUCCCCGUCCUCUGUAUUCCCAGGAUUGUACAGAGGAGAAUCACAGGAUCCCACAAGAGGAUAAGGGUGAAGAACUGACUAAUAUUAAGAUAGAAGAUAUAAAGGGAGCAGAAGAGACGUAUGUGACUGAUAUGAAGGCAGAAGAUAUAGAGGGAGAAGAAGAGACGUAUGUGACUGAUAUGAAGGUGGAAGAUAUAGAGGGAGAAGAAGAGACGUAUGUGACUGAUAUGAAGGCAGAAGAUAUAGAGGGAGAAGAAGAGACGUAUGUGACUGAUAUGAAGGCAGAAGAUAUGGAGGGAGAAGAAGAGAUGUAUGUGACUGAUAUGAAGGCAGAAGAUACAGAGGGAGAAGAGACGUAUGUGACUGAUAUGAAGGCAGAAGAUACCGAGGGAGAAAAAGAGACAUAUGUGACUGAUAUGAAGGCAGAAGAUACAGAGGGAGAAGAAGAGACGUAUGAGACUGAUAUGAAGGCAGAAGAUACAGAGGGAGAAGAAGAGACGUAUGUGACUGAUAUGAAGGCAGAAGAUAUAGAGGGAGAAGAGACGUGUGUUACAGAUAUGAAGGCAGAAGAUAUAGAGGGAGAAGAAGAGACGUAUGUGACUGAUAUGAAGGCAGAAGAUACAGAGGGAGAAGAAGAGACGUAUGUGACUGAUAUGAAGGCAGAAGAUAUAGAAGGAGAUAAAGAGACAUAUGUGACUGAUAUAAAGGCAGAAGAUAUAGAGGGAGAAGAGACGUGUGUUACAGAUAUAAAGGCAGAAGAUAUAGAGGGAGAAGAAGAGACGUAUGUGACUGAUAUGAAGGCAGAAGAUAUGGAGGGAGAAGAAGAGAUGUAUGUGACUGAUAUGAAGGCAGAAGGUACCGAGGGAGAAAAAGAGACAUAUGUGACUGAUAUGAAGGCAGAAGAUACAGAAGGAGAAGAAGAGACGUAUGUGACUGAUAUGAAGGCAGAAGAUACCGAGGGAGAAAAAGAGACAUAUGUGACUGAUAUGAAGGCAGAAGAUACAGAGGGAGAAGAAGAGACGUAUGAGACUGAUAUGAAGGCAGAAGAUACAGAGGGAGAAGAAGAGACGUAUGUGACUGAUAUGAAGGCAGAAGAUACAGAGGGAGAAGAAGAGACGUAUGAGACUGAUAUGAAGGCAGAAGAUACAGAGGGAGAAGAAGAGACGUAUGUGACUGAUAUGAAGGCAGAAGAUAUAGAGGGAGAAGAAGAGACGUAUGUGACUGAUAUGAAGGCAGAAAAUACAGAGGGAGAAGAAGAGACGUAUGAGACUGAUAUGAAGGCAGAAGAUACAGAGGGAGAAGAAGAGACGUAUGUGACUGAUAUGAAGGCAGAAGAUACAGAGGGAGAAGAAGAGACGCAUGUGACUGAUAUGAAGGCAGAAGAUAUAGAGGAAGAAGAAGAGAUGUAUGUGACUGAUAUGAGGGCAGAAGAUAUAGAGGGAGAAGAAGAGACGUAUGUGACUGAUAUGAAGGCAGAAGAUAUAGAGGGAGAAGAAGAGACGUAUGUGACUGAUAUGAAGGCAGAAGAUACAGAGGGAGAAGAAGAGACGUAUGUGACUGAUAUGAAGGCAGAAGAUAUAGAGGGAGAAGAAGAGACGUAUGUGACUGAUAUGAAGGCAGAAGAUAUAGAGGGAGAAGAGACGUGUGUUACAGAUAUGAAGGCAGAAGAUAUAGAGGGAGAAGAAGAGACGUAUGUGACUGAUAUGAAGGCAGAAGAUACAGAGGGAGAAGAAGAGACGUAUGUGACUGAUAUGAAGGCAGAAGAUAUAGAGGGAGAUAAAGAGACAUAUGUGACUGAUAUAAAGGCAGAAGAUAUAGAGGGAGAACAAGAGAUCUAUAUGAGGGGUGAUCAGCUGUGUAAGGAGGAGGAAAUCCCUACCAAUAUCAGCACAGCAGAUGGAGGCACAAGCAGGAAGUCCUCAGAGGGAGAUCUCAUCUUGUCUGCAGAUAGUAAAAUAGAAGAUAACACCACACAGGACUCUCCAGGAGACAUCCCCAUUACUCUAAAUAUACAUUCUGUACCUCACAGUGCUGAUCUAUCAUCUGAUCCCUCUAAUCAUGGGGAAUGUUCUCCCGAUAACUCAAAUUUUGCUACACAUAGUGCUGCUCUUACUGGUGAUUCAGUCUUUACCUGUUCUGAAUGUGGUAAAGGUUUAGUAUGUCAGUCAAUGUUUGUUAGACAUCUGAGAAGUCACGCAAGUGAGAAACCAUUUCCAUGCAUGGAGUGUGGAAAAUGUUUUCCACAGAAAUCAAAUCUUGUUAUACAUGAGAGAAGUCACACAGGUGAGAAACCUUAUUCAUGUUCUGAGUGUGGAAAAUGUUUUAGGCACAAAUCAAAUCUUGUUUUACAUGAGAGAAUUCACACAGGAGAGAAACCAUUUAUAUGCUCUAAGUGUGGGAAAUGUUUUACACAGAGAUCAGAUCUUGACAGACAUCAGAGAUGUCACACAGGUGAGAAACCAUUUUUAUGCUCUAAGUGUGGGAAAUGUUUUACACAAAAAUCAGAUGUUGUUAAACAUGAGAGAGGUCACAUAGGUGAGAGUUUUUUCCCAUGUUCUGAGUGUGGAAAAUGUUUUACACACAAAUCAAAUCUUGUUAUACAUGAGAGAAGUCACACAGGUGAGAAACCUUAUUCAUGUUCUGAGUGUGGAAAAUGUUUUAGGCACAAAUCAAAUCUUGUUUUACAUGAGAGAAUUCACACAGGAGAGAAACCAUUUAUAUGCUCUAAGUGUGGGAAAUGUUUUACACAGAGAUCAGAUCUUGACAGACAUCAGAGAUGUCACACAGGUGAGAAACCAUUUUUAUGCUCUAAGUGUGGGAAAUGUUUUACACAAAAAUCAGAUGUUGUUAAACAUGAGAGAGGUCACAUAGGUGAGAGUUUUUUCCCAUGUUCUGAGUGUGGAAAAUGUUUUACACACAAAUCAAAUCUUGUUAUACAUGAGAGAAGUCACACAGGUGAGAAACCUUAUUCAUGUUCUGAGUGUGGAAAAUGUUUUAGGCACAAAUCAAAUCUUGUUUUACAUGAGAGAAUUCACACAGGAGAGAAACCAUUUAUAUGCUCUAAGUGUGGGAAAUGUUUUACACAGAGAUCAGAUCUUGACAGACAUCAGAGAUGUCACACAGGUGAGAAACCAUUUCCAUGUUCUGAGUGUGGGAAAUGUUUUAUACAGAAAUCAGACCUUGUUAGACACGAGAGAAGUCACACAGGUGAGAGUCUAUUUCCAUGUUCUGAGUGUGGGAAAUGUUUUACAAAGAAAUCAGAUCUUGUCAGACAUCAGAGAUUUCACACAGGUGAGAAACCAUUUCCAUGUUCUGAGUGUGGAAAAUGUUUUACACAGAAAUCAGACCUUGUUAGACAUGAGAGAAGUCACACAGGUGAUAAACCAUUUCCAUGUUCUGAGUGUGGGAAAUGUUUUCAACAGAAAUCAGGUCUUGUUCAACAUGAGAGAAGACACAGAGGUGAGAAACCAUUUCCAUGUUCAGUGUGUGGGAAAUGUUUUACGCAGUCAUCACAUCUUGUUAAACAUCAGAGAAGUCACAGGUGAGAGGCCUUUUCCAUGUUCUGUGAGUGGACAACAUAAAAAAAAAUCAUAUCUCUUUAAACGGGAUACGUUCAGCAUGCCGGCAGUCGAAAUCCCGACAUGUUAGGAGUACCAGCAAUUACUUGAAAUGCUGACAGCUGACAUACCAAAUGUAAGUAUGCCAGGGACUGCUAGGGUUAGGAUUAGGCACUACCAGGGAGGGAUAGGCUGCAGAGAAGG
Messenger RNA from Pseudophryne corroboree (corroboree frog), 3889 nucleotides. RefSeq names its product oocyte zinc finger protein XlCOF7.1-like. The coding region runs from base 11 to 3673 and encodes 1220 amino acids. The transcript has 4 exons. Lineage: Eukaryota; Metazoa; Chordata; Amphibia; Anura; Myobatrachidae. The record is from RefSeq and is a predicted model, not a curated record.